AAAAUUCCAAGUAUUGGACCUUUCUAUAGAAAUGAUUCACGUCAGAUAAUAUGUACAGGUUAGUUGGGGCAGUUUGAUAUUUGGUAAAAUGGACCAGAAUCUUCUAGGCUUGUUUUUCGGGACGGUUUUAGCUGUGAUCGUGGUCAGCGGCCAGUUUCAUCUGGGUCGCCCAAUCGUAGACAGUCCGGAAGCCCACGCCAUUUUUGCAGCGGCUGAAAGAAACCGGACCCCAGAUGGUUUCCUGACCAAAGUAGAGCUUGACGACAUAUUUCAGACAUUUGACCACAACAUGGAUGGCAUUGUGGAUGAGCAAGAAUUUAUAUACAUAUGGAGAUCUCGGCAUUUGGGAGAUAUAUCGCACGCCAUUACCCUUUUCCACCAUGCCGAUACGGAUCGCGAUGACGUCAUUUCCAAAGUUCCUGAUCUGACACGUGUUUUCUACUAUUUUGAUCGGGAUCAAGAUGGAAAAGUUAGCGAAGAAGAAUUCGUUCUAGUCUGGAUGUCCUUGUCAAUGUAAUCAAUGAAUCGCAUAACAAAAUAAAUAGAAGAAACAGAAUCAA
Molecule: messenger RNA, 560 nt
Organism: Magallana angulata
Lineage: Eukaryota; Metazoa; Mollusca; Bivalvia; Ostreida; Ostreidae
Exons: 4
Coding region: 89-517 (142 amino acids)
Molecular function (GO): calcium ion binding
Source: RefSeq, a predicted model, not a curated record